AUGACUGUUCGUCUUGUCUUGGUCUGCCCGCCACCGCCCCGUCCUUCCAUCCACCUCUGCUCCAGCUCAACAGUUGUCAUCCCUCUCCCCGCCGUGGCCAGCCCCUCCCAGGUCAAAGUAAACAGCGCUCACGGGUCCGAACGGUCCAAAAUGGAGGGGCACGAGGGGGAGCGAUGCAAGUCAACGUCGACCCUGCUGCUGUUCGACAUGACUGCAGCGUGGAGCAGCACCACAAAUGCCUGA
Colletotrichum orchidophilum is the source of this 243-nucleotide messenger RNA. RefSeq lists its product as uncharacterized. The transcript has a single exon. Lineage: Eukaryota; Fungi; Ascomycota; Sordariomycetes; Glomerellales; Glomerellaceae. The record is from RefSeq and is a predicted model, not a curated record. Bases 1 to 243 code for a protein of 80 amino acids.